UGCUCAGGCGGUGCACCUGGCUUGCGUGUCCUCGUCGCUCAGGUCAUCCACGCGCUGGACGCGCGUCCCUUUCACAGCUACUUAUUACGCACGGCACGAUCUACUCUGUCCGCACUUCAUUCUCAACAUCUACCACCAUCGCUACUUUCGCAUUCACUGCAUUCCAAUGUCGGGCACCUCUACUCCAGAACGCGAGACAGGGCUCCUGGGCAUAGGCCAGCAAUGCUCGGCACCUUCGUGCAUGCUCGUAGACUUCCUGCCUUACAAGUGCCAGCACUGCAGCCACCCCUUCUGCGGUGAGCACUUCCACCCAGAGGCGCACAAGUGCGACAAGUUCGAUGCAAGCAAGCACAACCGAGUCGCGCCUCCGUGUCCGUUCUGCAAUACCCCGGUCGCUAUUCCUCCGGGUCAGGAUCCGAAUAUACGCAUGGAGGAACACAUCACCUCGGAGUGCUCGGUCAUGACGGGGAAGACUCGUAAGAGCUCGCACCCGACGUGCGCUCGCGCGAAGUGCGGGAAGGUGCUGUACGCUCCGAUUCGGUGUGAUAAAUGCAAGCAGCAGUUCUGCCCACAGCACCGCUUCCCAACAUCGCAUACAUGUUCGGCGAGCGCAUCCGCGAAGUCUGCGUCUUCGUCCGCUAGCCCAUUCCAGUCGGCAUCAUCGCAAGCUUCAGCGGCCGGCGCCGCGGCUAUCGCUGCUAUACAGCAUGCGAUGGCUUCAACGAACAUCUCCAACUCCUCUACCACGACGCUCCGGAGCACCACAACGCAAACGAGGAGGGCUCCCCAGCCACCAGUGAUGGGGCAGUCUGCCUCAUCUGCUUCUACGCGAUCCUCUACGCGAUCCAACCCGUUCUCACAGACUGAUCGUCGGGCAAGGGCGGAGCGCGAGAGUCGGCGACAGGCAAUCGCGACUCGUGCGAAGAAGGGUUUGCCGUUGACUGAGGAGGAGAAGGCUAUUCUGGCGGAGGGUUCGGUGAAGGAAGACUGUGUUAUCAUGUAGCGUCUGCUCUCGGUACAAGAUCUAUCUAUAUUAAUAUUGUUCCGGAUAACAUA
Messenger RNA from Rhodofomes roseus, 1056 nucleotides. RefSeq lists its product as uncharacterized. The coding region runs from base 167 to 1003 and encodes 278 amino acids. Gene Ontology annotation, cellular component: cytoplasm. The record is from RefSeq and is a predicted model, not a curated record. Gene Ontology annotation, molecular function: zinc ion binding. The transcript has 3 exons. Lineage: Eukaryota; Fungi; Basidiomycota; Agaricomycetes; Polyporales; Fomitopsidaceae.